Messenger RNA from Ruditapes philippinarum (Manila clam), 790 nucleotides. Its product is annotated as galectin-3-like. Gene Ontology annotation, molecular function: carbohydrate binding. Lineage: Eukaryota; Metazoa; Mollusca; Bivalvia; Venerida; Veneridae. Bases 125 to 565 code for a protein of 146 amino acids. The transcript is spliced from 4 exons. The record is from RefSeq and is a predicted model, not a curated record.
UCAACUAUGUGUGUGACAUAUUUCCGGGCCUCAUUUAUCGUAGUGAAAUAUUUGAUAACAUGUAAGAGUUUUGCGACAAGAUCUUUCACGUACACAUUCAGCGUCAGAUUACAGGAGAUACAUCAUGGUGAAGUCAUUUGAUAAUCCAGAAGUUCCGUUUGUCUGUUUCAUGGACACAGAAUGGAUACAGAAAAUCACUAUUAAAGGACGGGCACCUGGUGGAGCUUCCAGAUUCACACUUUUCCUUCAACGUGGACCAGAAUCCGAGCCCGAUGAGGUGGCGUUUGUGUUCGAUGCCCGCUUUAACUAUGGCGAGUGCUGUGAAAAGAUUGUAACAAAUUGUAAGAUAGAGGGUAACUGGCAAAUGGAGGAAGCAGGCGAAUGCUCGUUCCCAUUUUACCCGGAAGAACCAUUUAAAAUAAAAAUCGUGGUCGAAGAUGAUUACUUCAGGGUGAAAGUAAACGGUGAAGAAUUUCUUGAAUAUGGACAGAAAUUGAGCAUGAAAUCCAUCAACUGUCUUAGAAUAGAAAAUGACGUCAUUCUGGAUAAAGUCAAACUGGAAUAAAGACUAAUUUUAUAGACAAUACAUGAUACGUGAUCUGACAUCCACGUGAUAUAUAACAUAUAUAUGACUCGCGUUCUAUAAGUUACAGUUUAAAAAUAAAUUGUGAGAUUUGGCCACGUUUUUUUUUUCGGAUGGCUAUAAACGAUGAACGGGUUUAUUUUUCAAAAGCUGUUGGAACAUUUUGUUUAAGAAAGAAAUAACUAGUAAAAUAAAUCAUUCUAUAUU